Messenger RNA from Rubroshorea leprosula, 856 nucleotides. The record is from the annotation of a GenBank genome assembly. NCBI's taxonomy places the organism in Eukaryota, Viridiplantae, Streptophyta, Magnoliopsida, Malvales, Dipterocarpaceae.
CCAAACAUCGACGAACUCUUCCAUAUGGAGAGGAACAGGAGCACCGACGAAUUGGCUGCGGUAAAAGCUGCUGCAUGGGCAUGGUAUGAACGCGGUUCUGGGUCGCAGGGGAAGCCAAUUCGUGAGUACGAUAUCACGGCUAGAGCGCAAUCAGCUGUGCUUCGCCCAUCCCGGUAUAAGCUUGAAGCCAUGCUUGCGGCGGAGAACUCCUCACUAACAGCUAGUCCAGUCCAUUCUUGUGCUAAUUCUCUUCUUGAUGCCUAUGAAAUAGAAAGCAUUUCCAAGCACCUUGAUCACCUUAUAGACUCUUGCAGAACCAAAUCCUACACAGAUGGUCAUGAGAAGAAGAAAAAGAGUUGGAGUCUAAAGAAGGUUUUGCCAAGACACCCAGUCCUUUGUGGUACCAGACAAGACGCAGUUACAACAGCAUUCAGGGUUAAUCGGACACCAGAGAAGGCCGAUGGCCGCAGUUAAGAUGGGCUGACCACUGUAAGCUUGACUAGUUGACUUUCUCCCUCAUUUUGGUUAGCUAUCUCCUCAACACUAAUUGCUUUAUAUUUUUCCAAUAGAAUAUCUAGGUUCUGAUUAAUUAGUUAUUUCGAAUAACCUAUACUUUAGGGUGGAUAUUCUAAUGGUUAAUUUUUGUUUUUAUUUAUAAUUCAAACGCCAUAUUAAUUAUUAGAUUAUUGUUAUAAACUAUAGGCUAUUUCAAAACUACACAUAUAGCUUAAACAAGUUACAUUUUGCAUUUGGUAGAUUCGAUAUAUUGAUCAAAUGUUGUUUAGCACAAAACCACUACAUGUGUGGUUCUUGCUAUGUAGCUCACUUUCAUUUUUAACAAAUUUGUAGCUAAUGA